AUGAGUAAUUGCGAAGAUGCUGAUGGCUUUAUCACAACUUUUUAUAAAGAUGAAUCGAAUUUUAAGUGGAUUUACUCAGCAGGUAACUUUCAGACUACUGUCGGAGUGCAAUAUGUAUUUCCAGUUGUAAAUGAUUUAAUGUUUAAGGCUACAUUUAAAAUCAUCGUUGAUCAUCCUAGAAGUUGUGCUGCUUUAUCAAAUAUGCCAGUAAUAAGCAGAAAGAACAUUGAAAAUGAGCCUCAGAUGAUGAGGGCAAAUUUUCGAACUACUCCUGCAAUGCACCCCUAUCUUGUCACAAUUAUAGCGGCCGAUUUGGACACGACUUAUACUAAGAAGGCAUAUAUUCCGCUGUCGUGCACAGGUUUAACAGCAGUAAAACGGUUGCAUUUUGCUUUGGACGUUGCUGAAAAUACCACUAUAUACUUGAAAGAUACAUAUUUCCAAAAUGAUAUAUUGAAUGAUAUACCACAAACGAAUUAUAUAGCAAUUCCAUACUAUCGAGAUGACGGCUUGCCAAAUUGGGGAACCGUUUUUUAUAGUCAAGAAGCUGUUAGCUAUAUUGAAGAAUGGAAUUCUAUUCAGCGCAAGACAGAAGUUUCAGCCUUAGUAGCACGUAAAGUGGCAAAUCAAUUUCUUAAUAAAAUUAUCCUGUCUAGUUGGUCUGACAUAUGGAUAAACGAAGGCCUUUCAACGUUUUUAGGAAUGCAUGCCGUCGACAAGGUUGUCUUCUUCAUAUCGUUCAUUUUAUUGCGCAUGUUAUAUCAUAUAAUUUCUGACGAAGUAUUUCGAAAGGGUAUCUGCAAUUAUUUAAACAAUCAGGUAGAUUAUAUUGAUAAUAUCAGAAAAUUGUAUUCUUGCAAUAUUUCAAUGACAUUGGAAACGCAGCAAUGUUGCUGCAACUUGUGCUGUAUGGGCAAUGUACCUGUUGAAUCAAUAUCUGCCGAUAAUUUAUGGGCCGCUAUGCAAACUGCUCUGAACGAAUCUCACAAAAAUGAAUUUAACAUAAAAAAGCUGAUGGAUUUUUGGAUAACACAAAAUCAAUAUCCUAUAUUGAAAAUGACACGAAAUUAUCGUGAUGGUCGCACGGCAAUAUGGGCAGAAAUGCGCAAUAUGUCUAAACGGCACGAAUGGUGGAUACCUGUGACCUACACUACGGAAACGAAUCUUAAUUUUACUAUUACACCUUUCUGCGAAGACUGGAUAACCCCUGAACAGUUUUUUAUAUAUUUACCACCAAUUAAUGUGAAUAAUUGGAUUAUAGUCAACUUACAACACCUUGGAUAUUAUCGUGUCAUGUACGAUAUGGAAAAUUGGCUAAGACUUGCAAACUAUCUAAAUUCGAAAAAAUAUUAUAAGAUACAUGUUGUAAAUCGUGCACAAAUCAUUGAUGAUGCAUAUUACUUUUUGAUAAUGAAACAACUAAAUUUUGAUAUGUUUAAAAACCUUACAAUGUAUCUAUCGCAAGAAAUAGAUUAUAUAGCAUGGUAUCCUAUGUUUAACAUUGUUAGAAACAUGUUAAAUCACUCAAAUAUAUUUUCACAUCCACAAGCUACACCUUUUAAGGAACAUAUGCGAAAUAUCGUGUCCAAUCUUCUGGAAAAGAUUGGAUACGUCAAUCUAUUUAACGAUAUUCAUAUUACAUCUUUGAGAGAAGAAGCUGCGGAAUGGGCAUGUUUCUUUGGUGAUGAAACUUGUAGAAAAACAGCUUACAGAGAAUUACAAACCUAUAUGACUACCAUUACUGAAGACAGUAAAAUUUUAUUGAAAAAAUGGAUAGCCUGUGGAAGUUUAAUGACAACAAACACUACUAAUACUUGGUAUAAUAUAUAUAAUUUGUACAAUGAACUAACUGAUAUUGUAAUAUUAGAAUAUUUGCCUUGCGUUAAGCAACCAAUUAUAAUCAAGGACUAUUUGAAAAUAAUAAGAUCGAAACGCGAAAUAUCAGUCAAAAAUUACAAUAAUAUUUUUUUUUCUGCUAUUGCAUAUCAUGCAAACAAUGAUGACAUGCUUUCUAUCAUACUUACAAAUUUUGAAGCAGUAAAACCCAAGUAA
Acromyrmex echinatior (Panamanian leafcutter ant) is the source of this 2052-nucleotide messenger RNA. RefSeq lists its product as uncharacterized. NCBI's taxonomy places the organism in Eukaryota, Metazoa, Arthropoda, Insecta, Hymenoptera, Formicidae. Gene Ontology annotation, cellular component: membrane; cytoplasm. The record is from RefSeq and is a predicted model, not a curated record. Gene Ontology annotation, biological process: proteolysis; peptide catabolic process. Gene Ontology annotation, molecular function: metalloaminopeptidase activity; peptide binding; zinc ion binding.